Molecule: messenger RNA, 2460 nt
Organism: Trematomus bernacchii (emerald rockcod)
Lineage: Eukaryota; Metazoa; Chordata; Actinopteri; Perciformes; Nototheniidae
Gene: slc44a1b
Product: solute carrier family 44 member 1b
Exons: 15
Coding region: 81-2378 (765 amino acids)
Biological process (GO): transmembrane transport
Cellular component (GO): membrane
Molecular function (GO): transmembrane transporter activity
Source: RefSeq, a predicted model, not a curated record
UGAAAAUACAGAAUAUAUAGGUUUUAUCAGGACUUAAAGGAACUAUCAGGUUCUCCAGGUUCUCCAGGUUCUCCGGGACGAUGGACCCGCAGCGUCUGUCCUCCGUCUCCCAGCAGCAGGUCCGUCUCAGGAUAAAGAGGACAAAGAGAGAAUGGAGACCUCUGGAGGACCGGAGCUGCACAGACCUGCCCUGGUUCCUGCUCUUCACCGUCUUCUGCGUCGGCAUGGGCAGCAUCUGCGGCUUCACCAUCGCCACCGGAGGCGCCGCUCGCCUCGUCUUCGGCUACGACAGCUACGGGAACACAUGUGGUCAACGCAACGAGCCGAUCGAGGGCGUGAGGCUGAGCGGCCUGGACCACAGCGACAGGAAGUUCGUGUUCUUCUUGGACCCGUGUAACAUCGACAUCGUUCAGAGGAAGAUCCGCUCCCUGGCUCUCUGUGUGUCUCUGUGCCCCCCCGAGAAGAUGGAGACCUACCAGGACCUGAAGAGGUUCGCCAUGCUCAACGGUUCUGAGUUGUGUUCCUAUGAGUUAGCGGGUCAUAAAUAUCCAGGUCUCCCUGAGAGGUUCUCCAGAUGUCCCAAACUUCCUGUUCCACCCAGUAAGCCCCUCCCGGUGUUUAACCGCUGCACCCCGGUGGAUAUCUCCUGCUAUGCUAAGUUCUCGGAGGCGGUGGUGACGUUCGUCGGGGAUCACAGCGUUCUGCAUCGUCUGAUCGCAGGGGUCGCCGCCAGCAAAGAGAUCAUCAUCGGGCUGUGUGUGCUGGCCCUGAUCCUCUCCAUGAUCCUGAUGCUCAUCAUCCGCUACAUCUCUGCGCUGCUCGUCUGGAUCCUCACCUCUCUGGUGGUGCUGGGGUCUCUGGCGGGGACCAGCGUCCUCUGGUGGCUCUACAUCGAUCACCGUCUCUAUGGAAACGCCACCAGCAGUCGCCUGAGGGAGGAGCUUAGAGAGGAGGGGGCAGAACUUAGAGCGGAGGGGGCGGAGCUUAGGGACAGCGGGCAGGCGCUGCUCGUCUACGCCGCCGCCGCCACCGUCUUCACCAUCAUCCUGCUGCUGCUCAUGCUGUUCAUGAGGAAGCGGGUGGCGCUCACCAUCGCUCUGUUCCACGUGGCGGGGAAGGUGUUCCUGCACCUGCCGCUGCUCGCCCUGCAGCCGUGCCUCACCUUCCUGGCCCUGCUGCUCUUCUGGAGCUACUGGGUCCUGGUGCUGCUCUUCCUGGGCACCAGCGGUAACCCUGAGCAGAACGAGGACACCACGCUGACAGAGUUCCGGCUCACGGGCCCUCUGCAGUACCUCACCUGGUACCACGCUGUGGGCCUGGUCUGGAUCACAGAGUUCAUCCUCGCCUGCCAGCAGAUGACUGUGGCCGGAGCCGUCGUCACCUACUACUUCACCAGGGAUAAGAACCGCCUCCCGGUGGCGCCCAUCCUGUCGUCGGUCCUCCGGUUGGUCCGGUAUCACCUGGGGACCGUCGCUAAGGGAGCCUUCAUCAUCACGCUGGUGAAGAUCCCCCGCCUCUUCCUCAUGUACAUCCACAACCAGCUGAGAGGAAAGGAGAAUGCGUGUGCGCGCUGCCUGCUGAAAACCUGUAUCUGCUGUCUGUGGUGUCUAGAGAAGUGCCUCAACUAUCUCAAUCAGAAUGCAUAUGCAGCCACAGCCAUCAACAGCACCAGUUUCUGCACGUCUGCGCGCGACGCCUUCGUGAUCCUGGUGGAGAACGCGCUGCGCGUCGCAACAAUCAACGCCAUCGGAGACUUCGUGCUCUUCCUGGGGAAGGUGCUGAUCGUCACCUGCACGGCGUUCUGCGGCGUCCUGCUGCUGAACGCUCAGCGGAGUUACGCCGAGUGGCUGCUGCCGCUCGUCAUCGUGUGUCUCUUCUCCUUCCUGGUGGCGCACUGCUUCCUGUCGGUGUUUGAGAUCGUGGUUGACGUCCUGUUCCUCUGCUUCGCCAUCGACACCAAGUACAACGACGGCACGCCGGGCCGCGAGUUCUUCAUGGACAAGGCUCUGAUGGAGUUCGUGGAGAGCAGCCGGCGGUUGGAGCGAGUGGCUAAAAGUGGGCGGAGCCGCGUGAAGGAGGCGGUGUCGGGGGGGGCGGAGAUGAAGCCCAUGGUGAGUGACAGCCCGUCAGAGGAGGAGGAGGAGGGGGAGGAGGGGGAGGGGGGGGAGUGGGAGGAGCUACAGGAGGUCCAGGUGUAUUACCUGCUGCUGGGGGUGCUGCUGGAUUGGCUGCUGACGGAGCGCAGCCACUUCCUGUAUUGCCUCAGCGAGGACGUCCUGCUGUUCCUCUCUGUCUACCUGCCCACCUCCAGCCUCUUCCUAUUGGCCAGCCUACUGCUCGCCCCGCCCCCUCACCAAGGCAGCCACGCCGCGAGCUAACAACCGCUAACAACGGCUAAGACACACGUGCUAACUAAUGCAUGCUAAGGGACACAUGCUAACAAUGCAUGCUAAGGGCCAC